Messenger RNA from Alternaria rosae, 477 nucleotides. RefSeq lists its product as uncharacterized. Lineage: Eukaryota; Fungi; Ascomycota; Dothideomycetes; Pleosporales; Pleosporaceae. The coding region runs from base 1 to 477 and encodes 158 amino acids. The record is from RefSeq and is a predicted model, not a curated record. The transcript has 2 exons.
AUGGCUCCCAACUUGAUGGUACGACAGUCUCGUGAGACACAUUGUCCUGCAGCGCGACGUCGAGAACGCUCAAUUUGGAAGACCUCGCGAAAGUUGUUGCGAACAGGUCUUGCUACUGGCUGUGGCGUGGGUGAUUGCGGCGUGUUGUCUUUGUUGUUGUUGUUGCUGUUCAUGCCUGACUUCACGUCUUUCGAUACUGAGCAUAUAGCAUGGGGAGACGCACACCGUUCACCGCAUCAACAAUACGCAAAGCCCCGCGAGCGGCACGGUGUAAUCUGGACUCACAAUCUAGUCUCCCGUCUCCCCAAAGCGACCAAGCGUUCUGACUACUCUAGCGUCAUCUAUUCCCGAUACGGUCUUGACAGGGGUGGGACAGCCAGCCUUCCUGAGCCAGGCACAGCCGCUUCCUCCUUCCACGGCGGCCAGCACAUGUACGCCGCACCCGGCCUUUUGUUUCUUCACUCUAGGCGACGAUGA